AUGAGCUUCCGACUCGCUAGGGUUUUGGGUGGGGGGCCCCUAAUCCACGGGGUCCUCCCCGUGGGGGCCCUCAGGGGGCCCCUUGCAGCUGCCGCGGGGCCUCAUUCCCUGCCACACAGAGCACCCCAGGCAGCAGCAGCAGCAGCUGCUGCUGUUGCUGCUGCUGCUACCCCAGAAGGGUCUAGGGUAGGCUUCAAGCCCCGCUUCUUUUCUUCAGUUUCGGGGGGCACCCAGGGGCCCACCCCUGAAACAGAGAGGAGCCGAAUACGAAACAUAGGAAUCAGCGCACACAUCGACAGCGGCAAAACCACCCUUACUGAGCGCAUUCUCUUCUAUACAGGUAGAAUUGCGGAGAUCCACGAGGUGAGGGGUUCCGACGGCGUCGGAGCUAAGAUGGACUCAAUGGAACUCGAAAGGGAAAAAGGGAUAACAAUUCAGUCGGCUGCGAGUUACUGCUCGUGGGCGCUGCCUGAGGAGCCCGCUGGGGGGCCCUCGGGGGGGGCCCCUGGGGGCCCCUAUACAGUGAAUUUGAUUGAUACCCCCGGCCAUGUGGACUUUACUGUUGAGGUGGAGAGGGCGCUGAGAGUAUUAGAUGGAGCUGUUCUGGUGGUUUGUGGGGUUGCCGGUGUGCAGAGCCAAACCCUAACAGUCGACCGGCAGAUGAGAAGGUACGGGGUACCCCGAUUGGUAUUCGUGAACAAGCUGGACCGCGACGGAGCUGAUCCGUGGAGGGCUUUGGCCGGCAUUCGCAAACAACUCGGCAUCAAUGCAUUCCCCAUCCAAGUUCCUAUUGGUACAGAGGGAAGGCACCAAGGAGUAGUAGAUUUGGUUUCUCUUGAGGCUGUUUACUUUCGCGGGGAGAAGGGCCAGCAAGUGGAGAGAACAACAGAAAUCCCUGCUGCGCUGCAGCAGGAGGUGCAGCAGCGGCGGAGUGAGUUGGUGGAGGCGUUGGCUGAGAAGGAUGAGGCGUUAGCUGAGCCAAAGCAAAUAAAGGAGUUCAGCCUCUCCUUGACGCCGUCUGUCGCUAUCUACCCUCAUGGGCUCAGCCAAAGCAAAUAA
Molecule: messenger RNA, 1059 nt
Organism: Eimeria mitis
Lineage: Eukaryota; Apicomplexa; Conoidasida; Eucoccidiorida; Eimeriidae
Product: elongation factor G, putative
Biological process (GO): mitochondrial translational elongation
Cellular component (GO): mitochondrion
Molecular function (GO): GTPase activity; GTP binding; translation elongation factor activity
Source: RefSeq, a predicted model, not a curated record